GACAGACAGACAGACAGACAGACAGACAGACAGACAGACAGACAGACAGACAGACAGUGAAGUUAUUGGUCCUGCUCUGUGACAUCAUAUGUGAAUAAAAGGUGACAUCAUCAGGACAUCCUGGAGAAGCUCAGUUCCCUCCACCCGUUGCCGGGGGUGAUUCUGGAGUGGAGGAGGAUCACCAACGCCUUGACAACGGUGGUGUUUCCCCUGCAGAGAGAGAAACGACAUCACCCCCUGCUGGUUAUGGAUAGAAUACAUCCUGUCUCCCAGACACACACUGCUACAGGCAGAGUGAGCUUCACAGAGCCAAACAUCCAGAACGUUCCGAAGGACUUUGAGAUCCAGAUGGCCUCUGUGGUGGAGGAGAGCCCGCCCUCACAAGAUGGACGCCGGACAGGUCGGGGCCGUUCCAGGCUGAUCAGACCUCCAGCUCCUCCUCCUGAAGGGGCCGUGGCCUUCUCCGUCAGCAUGAGACACGCCUUUGUUCCUUUCACAGGAGGGAUGGUAUUAGCAGCAGAUUAUUCCCAGUUGGAGCUCAGAGUGUUGGCUCACCUCUCUAAGGAUAAACGUCUGCUACAGGUGUUGAAUGGAGGAGCUGAUGUGUUCCGCUGUAUCGCUGCUGAGUGGAAGAACAUUGACCUGGAGACUGUAGACGACACCCUGAGACAACAGGCUAGAGCAG
Messenger RNA from Oncorhynchus gorbuscha (pink salmon), 685 nucleotides. RefSeq names its product DNA polymerase theta-like. The transcript is spliced from 5 exons. NCBI's taxonomy places the organism in Eukaryota, Metazoa, Chordata, Actinopteri, Salmoniformes, Salmonidae. Gene Ontology annotation, biological process: DNA-templated DNA replication; double-strand break repair via alternative nonhomologous end joining. Gene Ontology annotation, molecular function: DNA-directed DNA polymerase activity; DNA binding. The annotation marks the transcript as partial. The record is from RefSeq and is a predicted model, not a curated record.